This is a messenger RNA of Diospyros lotus (date-plum), 742 nucleotides long. Its product is annotated as lamin-like protein. The transcript has 2 exons. Lineage: Eukaryota; Viridiplantae; Streptophyta; Magnoliopsida; Ericales; Ebenaceae. Gene Ontology annotation, cellular component: plasma membrane. Gene Ontology annotation, molecular function: electron transfer activity. Bases 63 to 587 code for a protein of 174 amino acids. The record is from RefSeq and is a predicted model, not a curated record.
ACUAGCAAGGAGCAACUGCGGUGCGGGUAUAGCUUUAUUUCUUUCUAGAGAGAGCGAGAGCGAUGGAGAAGCAGCUGAGCAGGAGGAGCGGAAUUGCGCCGCCAGCCCUGGCGGUGGCCGUGGCCGUGUUGCUGAUGGUUCCGGCGGUCUCGUCCGUACGGUACAUCGUCGGAGCGAACAUGGGAUGGACAAGCAAUGUUAACUACACAAUUUGGGCCCGGGGCAAGCAAUUCUACAAUGGUGACUGGCUCUUUUUUGUAUACGACAGGAACCAAAUGAACGUGUUGGAGGUCAACCAAACAGACUACGAGGCCUGCAAUUCGGAUCAUCCCCUCCACAACUGGACCACCGGAGCUGGAAGGGACGUGGUGCCGCUCAAUCAGACACGAAAUUACUAUUUCAUUAGCGGCAAAGGUUUCUGCUUUGGCGGGAUGAAGGUUGCCAUCCAUGUGGAAAACCCGCCGCCCCCUCCUGCAGCUUCCCCAAUCAAGGAUGGCGCCUCAGCAUACAAUCUCAGGGGCCAGAUUGUGAUACCAACUGUAUUCGCCAUUGCUGCCGUGUGGGACUCGUUUCUCCGGCUGUGGUAGGGACAUGGGACUCCAUAUUUAUUACGAUUUGUGUGUCUCCAUAUUUAUUAUUAUCAUUUACUUUCUUCAUUUUUCUGGGGUUCUUGAUUGAGUUUUGUUGAUGAUUUUGUGGAGGAAGUUUGAACUUAAAUUUAUAUUGUGGUCUCUUCUCUUCU